Molecule: messenger RNA, 1500 nt
Organism: Bombyx mori (domestic silkworm)
Lineage: Eukaryota; Metazoa; Arthropoda; Insecta; Lepidoptera; Bombycidae
Product: pyridoxal phosphate phosphatase PHOSPHO2
Exons: 4
Coding region: 388-1095 (235 amino acids)
Molecular function (GO): phosphatase activity
Source: RefSeq, a predicted model, not a curated record
UGUCACGCAUUUAUGUUGUGUGCCUGCUUACUAUAUUUUAAUGAUGUUUAUAUAAUAACCACAACAGAAUAUAGCUAACACACAAAAUGUCAAAAUAAGAUUUUUUACAAUUUUCCAAUUCUUCUACAAACAAAAUAUUCCAUCAUCGACUAAUGUAACGUGAAAGAAUCAUUGUUUACGUCAACAGACUAUAUUUGAAGAUUGCCAAAAUUACGUAAUUUCGACCAAAACACUCUAUCCGCAAUCUUUCCGGAACGUGAUAAAUGACGUAAACUGGUUAACAUUUGCAAUGAACUUGAAAUGAAAUGGAACGUCUUAAAAUCACACAUAAAAUAAUGACCAGUUAUUUCUUGAAGGUUGGCGGGUGUGCUUGUGAUUUUUGCUAAAAUGGCUUCUGUUGCUUUCUUUGAUUUUGAUCGUACAAUAGUUGAUGAUGAUUCUGAUGCCACGAUAAUUAAUAAAUUAAGAGAGAAAAAGCCCCCGCCUGACUGGGAGAGCAGUAACCACGACUGGACUCCGUACAUGAGUGAUGUAUUUGAGCACGCAUACUCAGCCGGUCUAAGCGAAGAGGACAUCCUGUCGUGCAUAGCGUCAAUGAAACCGAACCUCGGGGUGCAGCAGUUGAUCAGGACGCUGUCCCAACAGGGCUGGGAGAUUGUGGUCAUCACAGACGCGAAUAGUGUCUUCGUCAAUCAUUGGCUGACGGAGCACGGGUUGUUGCAAUAUAUAACGAAUGUCAUCACAAAUCGUGCGUUCUGGAGGCACAGCCGUCUGUACAUCGAGCCCUAUAUGAAGCAGACGUCCUGCCCCAGGUGCCCUAAGAACCUCUGCAAGAGCGAGGCCCUGAGACGCUGGUGCUCGGAGAUGCCGGCCAGGCGUAUCGUGUAUGUAGGGGACGGGAGAAACGAUUACUGCCCCGCCACGUCGCUGCCCCCACACGCGACAGUGUUCCCCCGCCGCGGCUAUCCACUGGACGACCUGGUGAAGAAGACGCUCUCGUCUCCCAACCCUCAAGUGAAGGCCAAAGUGAUACCCUGGGACAACUGCUACAGGAUACUCCAGGAACUCUACCCGGACAUCAUGGUGGAUAAUUAGACAUUUCACUUUAGAUACCAAUUUUACUAUAGUCAAUACUAUCUAUAGACGACUACGGGAGCGCGCUAAUUUGAACUAGUGGUCCCGUAGUAGUCGAAAUUCGACCAUAAUUGUUAAUUUCAAUUAUAAUUUUGAACAAUAUCAUGGUUCUAUUGUCAAAGACUAAUAAACUUCUAUAAUCACAGAUUUCUCCAAGACUAUACUAUAGACAAAUAAUAUUAAAGACAAACUUAAUCUAUACUCAAUUUGACUAUAGACUUUAAACAAUAAACAAAAGAGUGUAUAUGUGUGUGUGUCAAAUUUUUAUUUAAUUAUUAAUUUUAUUUAUUUUUUAGGCACACAGUGCACAUUACAAGCUAGAAAUAUACACAAUAAAUAACAAUAAAUAAAUGGUAUUGUCUGUCA